Messenger RNA from Papilio machaon (common yellow swallowtail), 4020 nucleotides. RefSeq names its product RING finger protein nhl-1 (gene tn). NCBI's taxonomy places the organism in Eukaryota, Metazoa, Arthropoda, Insecta, Lepidoptera, Papilionidae. The coding region runs from base 264 to 3944 and encodes 1226 amino acids. Gene Ontology annotation, biological process: negative regulation of translation; proteasome-mediated ubiquitin-dependent protein catabolic process; protein polyubiquitination. Gene Ontology annotation, molecular function: zinc ion binding; ubiquitin protein ligase activity; protein binding. The transcript is spliced from 12 exons. The record is from RefSeq and is a predicted model, not a curated record.
GUCUUCUUUUUUUAGAAUUCAGCUAGCGAAUGGUGUGAAGUGUCAGAACACAGUGUAGUUGUGUUUCUUGCGCGUACAACAGUACGUCGCCAUAGUUCACAACACUCGGCGUCCCGUGGGAACGUAAAAGAUGUUACGUCGUUUCAUUUAGGCAGGUGCAGCCGUCCCAAAACAAAGGAGAAGGAAAGCAGAACAGGCGAGCGGGCCCGUCUGCCGGGCGGGCCCGCCUUUGUUGAGAUACAUAGGCGGAGUGAAAAGCUAAGAUGGAGCAGUUUGAGUCGCUGCUAACAUGCUGCGUCUGUCUGGACCGGUUCAGAAAUCCAAAACUGCUGCCAUGUCAGCACAGUUACUGUAUGGAACCAUGUAUGGACGGUCUUGUUGAUUACGUAAGGCGGCAGGUCAAAUGUCCGGAAUGUCGCGCAGAGCAUCGUAUCCCCUAUCAAGGGGUGCAAGGGUUUCCAACAAACGUUACCCUUCAGAGGUUUUUAGAACUCCAUGCUCAAAUCGCUGGAGAGCUACCAGAUCCUACUGCUGGGCAAGUUAUGGAGAGGUGUAAUGUCUGUUCAGAAAAAGCGUAUUGUGCUUUAUGUGCACAUUGCGACAAGAAAGUUUGCGAUGAUUGUAAGUCGGCGCAUAUGGAAGUACUCCGCAGAGAAAUUGCAAGAAUCAAUAACCAAAUUCGUCGUGGGGUGAAUAGACUUCAAGAUAUAUUAAGUGUAGUUGAACGAAACACCACUAAUCUUCAAACGAAUUGCGCGGCUGUAGCUGGAGAAGUGGAUGAAAUCCAUAAACGUCUAUCUAAGGCCUUGAAGGAUAGAACCGAUUUCCUUAGAAACGAGAUCGAUCGUUAUUUAGCUACGGAACUUAGGAAUUUAACUAAUCUCAAAGAUAACCUUGAACUAGAAUUAAGUAAUAUACAAAGUAACUGUGAUCUUGCUGAUAAAUAUAUGAAUGAUGAUGUGGACUGGGAGGACACAGAACUUGUAGACACUAAGGAAAUAUUCCUAAAAACGGUCGAAUUUUUAAGAAACUUUGACUACGAAGCAGGUGAUUACAAUCGUAGAGUCAGGUUUAUAAUGACUCAUGAUCCAAAUCAACUUGUACUUCAUGUUGCAAGUUACGGUGAAUUAAACAUAACUCAUCCUCAUACUUAUGCUAAUAGUCUUCAACCGUCACAAGGAUUAACAAGAUCUAAAAGUGACCAUCGUCUAGCUACGCAAUUCCGUCAGCAAGAAGAUGCAAAGGGCUAUACUGAAAACGAUGAGCCGAUAUUAGGCGGCCGUAAGUUUGGAGAAAAACGACCGCCUCCUCCAGAGAGACACACUAGAGACUAUGGUGCUACGGAUGAUUACAGUGGUUACGAAUCUGAACAUAGACCAUCACGAAGAUUCCGUUCAAGAUUUGUUAGAAGUCACCAACAAGAUAAUGAUUCUGAUACAGAACAGCCUAGCCGGGUCGUUAAAUCGGAGAAUAAAGAGAAAGAAAAGGAAAAGGUAGCCGAUACAGAAGAUGCAACGCGAGGUCCCCUCAGUGGUAUUUUUAGACUAAGUGACUGUCCUCGAGUAAUGCAACGAAUUCUUGAUGUAGACAGUGGAAAAAAGAAAGAAAAAAAAGAAGUCCCACCACCACCGAAACCUGUACAACCAACACCUCAACCUGCUCGUCGUCCUCCCACCCAGAGACAACAAAGUGAAGAUGAUGAAAUAACUAGGCUUAAAAGGCAAAACAAAGGGGCUGCUUCCUCUCAGGAACCAGACCGAGCCACGCAACGAAAUACCGAAGAAGAACGCAAUGCGAUUACUCGUAAACCACCGACACCAGCUCGGGAGGCGUCCAGCGACGGUGAAUCCGAUGAAUCUGUAGGAACUUUGCAACGUACUCAACGAAAAAAUUCUACAACGAUUCCUAAACCAACCGUGGCAACAAGAAGGCCGUCUGCUUCGGAAACUCCAAGCACACAUCGUCCUGCCCCUCGUGCUCCGAGUACUGAAUCGAGUGCUUCAACAGAAAGUUCUGGCUCGGCGGUAAAACACACAGGUGCGAUUCUUACCAUCGCAGAAUUAAAAGCAAAAUACAGUCCCACAGGAAUUUCACCAAAACCAGCCUCUCGUUUCUUUUCCGCAGGCAACGAGAGAACGACCACAUCGACAACAAAUGGAACAGCGGGAGGUGCACAACGUGUCCAAAGCCGAUUUAUCGGAUCACAGCGGCCGACGCCAGCUCCAGCACCCACCGAACAGGCUCACGAAGAUUCUGACACGAGCUCCGAGGAGGAGACCGAGUCGUCAGAAGAGAGUGAAGAGGAGCCUGCUACGCAAAGGAAGCCCGAGAGUCAGGCGAUGGCUCGCAGUGACAUUGGCCCACUUCUUGCUCGUAGUUCAAAUGCUCGUAAUGAUACGCAAGAGAACAAGUCAAAAGACCCGCCUGCUCAGUCGCGUUAUCGUACACGUCAACCAGCACCACCUGAAGAAGAACCGACUUCUAGAUACGGGGCAAGCGGUUCUUCAUACAGUCGUUACGGCAGCAGACCUAAAGAUGAUGAGAUGACAUCUUCCAUUGACGACGACACUAAAUAUCCUACAGCUCGAUCACGAUACCUCGCUCUGAAGGAGCGUCGUAAUCGAUUAGCGAGAAGUAAAAGUAGCCACACUGGCUUCGGAGCGGGAGACGAUGACGAAGCGGAUGACCCAGUGUCUCCAACAACAGCAUCUCCGUCAGCGUAUUUAGCAGCUCGAUACGGCUCUGGUACUGGAGGAUCAGAAUUAUCUCGUAGCCGCUCCUCUCACGCUCUGAAGUCAAGAGAAAGUUCACCGGAACGACCUGUUACUGGAGAAAAGGAUGGCGCAGCCUUAAGUUCUUGGGCUAGAUACUUGAAAAAUAAAUAUGGAUCGAGGGGUAAAGAUCGCGAUUCGAGUGGAACGUCGUCAAGCACUGCUCGUCGUCUGUCUCUCGGGUUACCAUUACGUUCAGCUAAUGAGCUUGCCAGUUCUGAUGACGAUUCAAAAAACGCGGCAGGCUCCCCCAUCUCCCCUACGGCGGCUACAGCAGCGGUAGCAGGUUUCGCAGCAGCAGGUUCCUCCCCUAGGAGCCAAUAUCUGCAGAAACGCCGUUUACAAUUCAGCGUGGGGAGUCGGGGGAGCGAACCCGGUUAUUUCACAUGGCCUCGUGGUAUCGCUGUAGGUCCCGACAACACUAUGGUCGUGGCUGAUUCAUCUAAUCAUCGAGUUCAGGUGUUCGAUAUGAAUGGUAUAUUCAUAAAGGAGUUUGGUCAGUACGGUAGUGGUGAGGGAGAGUUCGACUGUCUCGCUGGUGUAGCUGUCAAUCGUAUUGGACAGUACAUCAUUGCUGAUAGAUACAACCAUCGUAUACAAGUGUUCGAUCCCGCCGGUCGGUUUCUGCGAUCGUUUGGCAGCCAAGGAACUGGAGACGGCAAGUUUAACUACCCUUGGGGUAUAACAACCGAUGCCCUCGGAUUUAUUUACGUUUGCGACAAGGAGAACCAUAGAGUACAGGUCUUCCAAUCCGAUGGCACGUUCGUUGGUAAAUUCGGUUCGUUCGGCUCUAAGCUUGGUCAGCUUGAACAUCCUCAUUACAUCGCCGUCUCCAGUACCAACCGAGUGCUAGUUUCCGACUCUAACAAUCACAGGAUACAAGUCUUCGAUGUUAACGGAAGAGUGUUAUCCUCAUUCGGCGAAGAGGGCUCCGAAGAUGGACAGUUUAAAUUCCCUAGAGGUGUAGCGGUAGACGAUCAAGGUUACAUCGUGGUCGCAGAUUCAGGCAACAAUCGUAUUCAAAUCUUCCAUCCUGACGGCACGUUCCUACGCGCGUUCGGCUCUUGGGGCUCCAGCGACGGAGAGUUUAAAGGCCUUGAAGGCAUCGCCGUUAUGUCCGGAGGGAAUAUUAUUGUAUGCGACCGAGAGAAUCAUAGAGUACAAGUGUUUUAAGAUAUUCGGAGCUUAUGCCAAAGAAGAUAAAACAACGUUAACAAUAGUAAAUGUAUUUACUUAUUAUUUAUUUAUC